Molecule: messenger RNA, 3537 nt
Organism: Carcharodon carcharias (great white shark)
Lineage: Eukaryota; Metazoa; Chordata; Chondrichthyes; Lamniformes; Lamnidae
Gene: ypel1
Product: yippee-like 1
Exons: 7
Coding region: 859-1218 (119 amino acids)
Source: RefSeq, a predicted model, not a curated record
ACCAGCCAGUUGGGCAUUUGUGUCUGCAUCCCCUUUGUGUGCAAUAUAUAUAUAUAUUGCAUUUUUAUGCCAACCAGUUACCUUGGAUUUGGUGGGAGCAAGACGUGCAUUUAUUUGUUCAACGGCGGGAAACUCCAUCUCAAUUGGGAAUGUACCAAGGGACCCAAACUCUGCUUGUCGUGAUAGCAGUCGACAUCGAUGCCAUCUGGGUCUCAUUUUGUACAGUGGACGUUGUUGCUCCAAUUACAUUCACUCAAGUGAUCACUUAUUCCACUGCGGAGAGUGUUGGUGGCAUUUCAAGUUUAUCGAAGAUCCCUUUGUUUGCAAUCCACAUUGUAUCCAUGCUCCCUUUGGAUUAGGAGGCCAGGGCCUCCUCGGGAAGACUUUUCCCAGUCACCUGCCUCGGGUUUGACUUGUUUGAUUCUGUAGACCACAUGGAAGAUUGAAUUUCUCUGUACAUGCCAGUUGGAACUCGAGAAAGCUAAGUUGGAUGGAUGUUGCUGACACUUAACUCUGGACCAAGGACAGGAGCAUCUUGAUGGGAAAUGAAAUUAUGCAAUUACCUGGCAAUGCAACAAGUAUUCAGUUCUGUAUAGCAUGGAUCUGACGCAGAGUAGAAGGACAAGAAUUGGUUCUGAAAAAAAUGAUCAGAACUAGAGGAGUUGGAUGGAUGUCACUGAACUGUGAUGGUUUUGACAGUUUCCCUCGUGGUGUCUGUGUGGAGAAGACCACACACACUCCAUUACAACGACGGCUUUUGCUUGCGUUUUCCAGUGUUUCUUCUGUCAGAGAGUGCACCAGGCCUGUAACUCUUCGACUGCCAGCCCAGAGCUCAGCAGCGAAGAACACCCGUUGGAAAUGGUAAAAAUGACUAAAUCAAAAACCUUCCAGGCUUACCUGCCAAACUGUCACCGGACAUACAGCUGCAUCCAUUGUCGAGCUCACCUAGCGAAUCAUGACGAGCUAAUUUCCAAGUCGUUCCAAGGCAGCCAGGGACGUGCAUACCUGUUCAACUCCGUGGUGAAUGUGGGCUGUGGCCCUGCUGAAGAGAGAGUGCUGCUGACGGGAUUGCACGCUGUAGCAGACAUCUACUGUGAAAAUUGCAAAACUACUCUGGGAUGGAAAUACGAACAUGCCUUUGAGAGCAGUCAGAAGUACAAAGAAGGAAAGUUCAUUAUUGAAUUGGCCCACAUGAUUAAAGACAAUGGAUGGGAGUGACCAGCAUGCUGUAGACCCCUGCUGCUGUUUUAAGACUGUAUGAGGCUGAUCUAAUGGACAGAAAAUGCUCUGCUCUGGGGCAGCUCUAAUAACAUUUGCUGACUUUUUAAAACCUUACAGCUGAACCAUUGAUGUCGCCUUCUUGUCAGCCCUUUGCUUUUUUAAAAAUCUGUCUAGAUUUGGUGUUCUCUCGUGUGAAACACUGUAAACAUCUAUAGAUGAAUUGUUUUUUUCCAAGCUCUUUACAGUUUGAGUGAGGGGGGAAAGAGUUGAUCUUUGGGGAGUAUAGCUUUAUAAAUGACUGUUCUGAACUUAGCUACCCCUCCCCUCCCUUUAAACUCCAUUGUGUAGCUCUCUUCUAUUGCUGUGCAUGCUUUUACACUAGACAACUGGAUUAGCUGAGCAGCAUAGAGAGGGUUGAGAAGGGAGUUUAUAUAUAUAUAUAUGUAUGUAUAUACAUAUGUAUAUUAAUGGGUAUGUGUAUAUAUUAUACAUCUACAUCUAAAUGUAGCAUUUUUAUUUUUAAGAGUUAUUUUGGGACUUGGGAUAAUCGCAAUGUUGUGACAUUAAGAUAGUUGAAUCCCAUUGGUUGCGAUUGACUCCUCUUUUACUUCCAAACUGUGGCUAGGUGCCCAGUAGGCAUCAAUCUGGCAUUCAGCAACUGCAACGUUGAUGGGAAUGGUUGGGGAGAAAGGGGAACCACUGAAAUUGAUAAUAAGGACACAUGUGGCUGGUUCCAUGUAUAGCCGUACACUAAUGCACUGGACAAAACCGGGCGCAAAAAGAGAGGUCUUCUGGAUGUGAUAUCCAUUUUCUGUGUAGAGCUGGGCUCCCGGUCUGUGGACCGUUACGACUUAAUGGAACGCAGGAAGUUCCUUUGCACAUGCCGGGGAAAUGGGGAUUCAUUGCACAGACGCACAACCAAAACUUUGGUUUUAUUCCUUUUUAAGAAUUAUACAUUUUUAUUUCUGCAUUCUUCUGUUCUGAUCUUUGCUUCCUGCCACCUAGAUAUAUUUUUUUGGCGGAUGGCCAUUCCCUGUUCUUGGAGUGUGGAUGGUUUUUGGGUGCAAUGGUUUGCUGGUUAAAUCAUUUUCUUUGUUUUGUGGGUGCGCUCACUACAUACAAUAGUGCACUCUGCUGCUAAAAGUCUCGUGCAGUGUUAACAGGAAGAUCCAGCAGAAAUUCUGCUUUUCUGUAUUUUUUAUUCCCUAACUUUUUUUAGAAAGAAAGGUGAUGUUACUAGUUUGAUUGCUCUUAUCUCCUUUUCAUUGUGUUCCUAUCACUGCUUUUUUUUUUUGUAACUUUUUUUUUGCCUGUGCUCUUGCUGUCAGAAUUCUCAUUCCCUGGUGGGGUGCAAUAAUUUGGAACUCUUUGGGAAUGGGCUCUGGUCACAUACAUACCGCUGAAGGAAGGAAAAAUGGGGCCAGUCUGGUUACUGAGCCGAUUUUCCAGCAGGGUCACACUAAAGAAAUACAAUACUUGAAGCAGACUACAGAUAGAAAAUCUUGUUAAACCAGUUUCCCUGCAUAUAUAUAUUAAAAAAAAAAACCUUUUUUGUACAUUUAGAAGAAGAGAAAACAUAUUUAAGGUUUUAUACAUAUUUUUACUGGGUAAGUUGAUUUGCUUCCCCUACCUGAGCACUUUUGUUCUCUGGAACUUGUCUUUUGUUGCGAUAACACUUGCUGUCUCUUUGUAAGUUUUUUUUCUUACUUUUGAGAGAUUUCUUUUCAUUUUUUAACUUUUUUAAAAAAAAAUAAAUGAUUGUGGGGCUGGGUGGUGGGGGUGGAGGCAGCUCCUCUUGGACCAAUCAAACAGACCCAUGAGCUGGCCAAUCCCAAGAUACUUGUCUGUUGGUUUGACCUUCAGAGACUGGUUAACACUUUUUUUUCUUAAACUUUUCCUGAUUCAAAAAGAGAGCUGUCUGAUAUUUUUUCUUUAUGAUUUGAACUAUCUUGAGUUUAUUGGGGCUCUAGAAUUGUUAAUAAACAUCCAGAAUGUGAGCUUUGCUCUGAAGAGCAAUGGCCAGUGGUUGGUUGGUUGGUGCAAGGGUGAAGUGAGUACAAGCCAGUGUGCUCUUCUACAAGGAUGGCUGAUAAUAUUACAAGUUCUAAAGCUUGUUCUACAUUAGAAAAGUAAUGAUUUUUUUUGUGCCUGAAUUCUUUUAAUUUUUAGAAAUAAACUUUUUGAAUGCUUUCUACCCCCCUCCCCUAUAGCUAUUGGGACUAUACAUUGCUUUGCUGAUCUGUCUUGAAACUACAUCAACUUUGUGCAGCAACUCACUGUAUUGUACUGGAGUUAAAAUAAAGACUUUCACCAGGA